This is a messenger RNA of Octodon degus (degu), 3247 nucleotides long. RefSeq names its product glycoprotein M6B (gene Gpm6b). Gene Ontology annotation, cellular component: myelin sheath; plasma membrane. The record is from RefSeq and is a predicted model, not a curated record. Gene Ontology annotation, biological process: axon development; central nervous system myelination. The coding region runs from base 335 to 1321 and encodes 328 amino acids. The transcript has 8 exons. Lineage: Eukaryota; Metazoa; Chordata; Mammalia; Rodentia; Octodontidae. Gene Ontology annotation, molecular function: structural constituent of myelin sheath.
AAGAGGCUGUGGGGGAGCAGAUCCUCCCCCAGCCGCACUGAGAGUGGGGGGUACAGUCGGGCGCAGAAUGGCUGUUUUAUAACUGGGAUCCUCGCUGACGUAUGGCUGCCUGCUCCUUGGCAGCUGUCUUUAUGGACCAGUAGGCAGAGCGAAAUUGACGCUGACAAGACUUUUGCAUCUUGGAAGGGACUGUAAUCUACUGUAGUGAAGAACAGAGCCUCUCAAUCAGGCGGGUGUAAAUAAGAGACGGAGGGGAGCCCAAAAGAAAAGGAAGAGGAGGAAAAAAAAAAGCGUGUGUUGGGGGGAGCAGGCAAAAGCAUUUUUGGUGGAUGGUAUGAAGCCAGCCAUGGAAACUGCAGCCGAGGAAAAUACUGAACAAAGCCAAGAGAGAAAAGUGAACAGCAGAGCUGAAAUGGAAAUUGGCAGGUACCACUGGAUGUACCCAGGCUCAAAGAACCACCAGUACCAUCCUGUGCCAACCCUGGGGGACAGGGCUAGCCCCUUGAGCAGUCCAGGCUGCUUUGAAUGCUGCAUCAAGUGUCUGGGAGGAGUCCCCUACGCCUCCCUGGUGGCCACCAUCCUGUGCUUCUCUGGAGUCGCCUUGUUCUGCGGCUGUGGGCAUGUGGCACUGGCAGGCACCGUGGCAAUUCUGGAACAACACUUCUCCACCAACACCAGUGACCACGCCUUGCUGAGCGAAGUGAUACAGCUGAUGCAGUACGUCAUCUAUGGAAUUGCAUCCUUUUUCUUCCUGUAUGGUAUCAUUCUGCUGGCAGAGGGCUUCUACACCACGAGCGCGGUGAAGGAACUGCACGGGGAGUUCAAAACCACUGCCUGUGGCCGGUGCAUCAGCGGAAUGUUCGUCUUCCUCACCUAUGUGCUUGGCGUGGCCUGGCUGGGUGUGUUUGGUUUCUCGGCAGUGCCUGUGUUCAUGUUCUACAACAUCUGGUCAACUUGUGAAGUCAUCAAGUCACCGCAGACCAACGGCACCGCGGGUGUGGAGCAGAUCUGCGUGGAUGUGCGGCAAUACGGUAUCAUUCCAUGGAAUGCUUUCCCAGGAAAAAUCUGUGGCUCUGCCCUGGAGAACAUCUGCAACACCAAUGAGUUCUACAUGUCCUACCACCUGUUCAUCGUGGCCUGCGCUGGAGCUGGUGCCACUGUCAUUGCCCUGAUCCACUUCCUCAUGAUACUGUCUUCUAACUGGGCUUACUUAAAGGAUGCGAGCAAAAUGCAGGCUUACCAGGAUAUCAAAGCAAAGGAAGAACAGGAACUGCAAGAUAUCCAGUCUCGGUCAAAAGAACAACUCAAUUCUUACACAUAAAUGUUUGCCAGAGUGUUUCAGCCGACGAAUUUACAGCUCUGACAAAUCAUCAGACAGCUGCUCUGCAGUACAGAUGUGUAUCCCACCAAACAAACUAAUGUAGAUGUAUCAACAUUUCACUGUCUGUCUCAAGCUGCUGGGAUGUAUCUCUAGGAAAAUCUUCCAGUGGGUAAAUCUUUUUUCUUUAGGACAAAUAUUGGAGGUUUCACGUUAGCCAUUUUAAAAGGCAACACUUUUGACAACAGAUUGUUCAUUUGUUUGAAAUCUGUGGCAUGUGCAUACUUAUUGCUAGAGUGAAUCUACCAAGGUAGGUGAUGGGACUAUGUCACACCCCUUGGUAGGGACCGGUGUUAUGCCAACAUCAAGGGAUGGGACCAUAAAUUCACAUAUGCCAUCCGUCCUCAAAUAAACAUUAUCAAUAUAGGAAAUAAAAUGGAAUUGGUAUGAAGUUCCAUUUCUGACAGCUGACAUUUAUCAACCUUUGAUGCAUCAAAGAUGUGAUUUUUACAACAGACUUUAAAAAACUUAACACCCCUCCAGUCUAAACCCAUUAAUUUCUUGAACCAAUAAGAAAUCUAUUUUUCUUGCUGAAUGCUAAAAUGAGCUACAACUACCCUGUUGAACUUACCAUUGAAGAAGCUGGGCUCUGACUCAUUAAGUUUGCCAGAAUCAAUUUUAUAAUAGCUUUCAUUUUAAUAAAAUGCUCAUCCAGUUACUAUCAUUCUUCUCUGGAAGUAAAUGUCAGCUCUGCCUUAAUGAGUAUUUGCUUUAAAUUUCUAAGAAUUUGUAUUAUAACAGAAACCCCCAAAUCCUCCACAGAAUUUUGUUCCAUAAGUAUUUUUAAGUAAGAAGUGUUACCUUAUUAAAAUGACCACCAUCCUAAAGCAUUUUUAAGUGGUCUGAAUAGUGAGUUUACAGUUUCAUACCAACUAUCUAAAACUUAGCAACAAACUGACCACAGACCUCUAACCUCCUACUUUUAUAGACUUGAAUACAUAAGUAAAUUAGGGCUAGUAUUUAUUUCAUUUUUUUUUCUUAUCUAAAAGUUAAGUUUCCUAGAAUAAUAAUUGAUGUUCAGCAAGAAAACUGCUUGAGUUUAAGCCAUUUUCAAACGAAACUUGCCUUCUAAAUCAUUGUGUUCCAGAACAUUAAGUGACUAUAGGUACUGGGUAUUAGUGACGGUAAACUUUGUGUUUUUCUUUUUGAAAUGAACCAUAUAAAUGUUGGGUGCAUCAGUGCUUUUCAAAGGGGCUGCAUACUAUAGGGUUAACUAUGUAUAUUCAUGUUAAGAGUUAACUUGUGGUUUGGCUGUUUCCUGGAUUUUAAAACAUAUACAUGUGCAGAAAUGUAUUCAAAUGAAAGGAAGCAUACCUUUAUCAAGAUACUAUUAAAAUUGAACAUCAAGUAUAAUAUUUCAUUUGGAUUCUUUUUUUUAGUUAUGCCUAAAAAAUGCCUAUUUGGUUUUAAUUUGGAAAAGCUCUCUUCUGUGUAGAACAAGUGUUCUAAAGUAGCAUAGUGUUUUGUUUUCCUGUUGCAUGACAAACUUAAAUAUUUUUUCCAGCAGUGGAGGUGCUGUUAGAGUCCAGUGUUCUAGAAGAGGCAGUGUCUAAAGCCUAAUUUUACUUUUCUAAUUCUGGUAGCUAUUACCAGGAACUUUUGAAAGUUUUGUUGACGUAGUCUAAUAUUUUUUAUGUAAAGAGCAUUAAAUUUUGCUAUGUAUAAAUUUUUGUAACCUAACAGUGAAUCAAUAUUUUCUAUCAGUGCCAAGGGCUUCCUGUAGUUCUAUUCAAGUGUUACAAUAAAUAUUUGUAGAUAAUAGUCAAUACUUGUGUAUGCUUAUUUUAAAGAUUUAGGUGGAAAUAGUUGUGGAUGUAUUAACAGUAAUCAAAUAAAGUUAUAGCUUCAUUCGUUUGCCUUUUUACCAUA